AUGACUUGUGAAAUGCAAUUAGCUGGACGGAAGAAUGCCCAACAGAUCCACGACGCUGAAGUCACCAAAUUCGGAUUAACCGGCAGAAGGCCUGUAUCUGUGAUGUACGUCAAUCCCAAUACCAAAGCGACCGGGACUCUAUAUCCAAAGGAGAUCAUUUGGGCUGCGGGUACCCUGAACAGCCCCAAGGGACGUUACUCAAUCCAAGCCUUGUGCCCGUGGACAAGAGGCUUUGGUCUAAUAUUUAUCGUUUCAGCUCCUGAUGCUCUCUGGGGUUGGCCCAGAAGCGCACCUGAAGUCCUUGAGGACCCCUGUGGUGGCCGAUAUCCCUCAGAUCGGUCAGAACCUGUGAGCGAGCCUAUAUCGAACCAUUUGACUCUUCAUCAGGCGCUAACCAAGGAAUAG
Molecule: messenger RNA, 405 nt
Organism: Monascus purpureus
Lineage: Eukaryota; Fungi; Ascomycota; Eurotiomycetes; Eurotiales; Aspergillaceae
Source: the annotation of a GenBank genome assembly